Messenger RNA from Coniophora puteana RWD-64-598 SS2, 1382 nucleotides. RefSeq names its product NAD(P)-binding protein. The transcript has 9 exons. NCBI's taxonomy places the organism in Eukaryota, Fungi, Basidiomycota, Agaricomycetes, Boletales, Coniophoraceae. Gene Ontology annotation, molecular function: oxidoreductase activity. The coding region runs from base 55 to 1080 and encodes 341 amino acids. The record is from RefSeq and is a predicted model, not a curated record.
UUCGACAUCAUAAUACCCCAUCUCCUAUACCCUCACUCGUAUUGCUUUCUUGACAUGGUCCUUCCCAAGGUUUCUCGAGAAUAUCGCAGUCAAGGGUCCGGUUACCGCGCGCUCAAGCUCCAGGAGUCGACCGUCUCUCAGCCUCAGGACUCUGAGGUUCUGAUCAAAGUCCAUGCCGUGUCUUUGAUCUUCCGUGAUCUGCUGGUCACGAACGGAGCAUUCCCCGGAACGAAGGAGAACGUUGUUCCAUGUUCUGACAUGGCUGGCGAGAUCGUUGCCGUCGGUUCCAAAGUAUCCGCCUGGGCCGUCGGAGACCGUGUCUGCGCCGACUUCACGCUCGAUCACACGCAUGGCGAGAUUACGCCGCAGGCUCAGGCUACUUGUCUUGGUGGGCCUAUCGAUGGCGUGCUGACUGAGUACAUCACUGUUCCUGCACACUCUUUAGUCCGCAUUCCCGAGCACCUCUCCUAUGAGGAGGGCUCUACGCUUCCGUGUGCCGCUGUCACGGCGUACAAUGGCCUCACGGGCCCUCGUCCCGUGAAGGGAGGUGACUGGGUUUUGGUUCUCGGAACCGGCGGCGUAUCGAUGUUCGCGUUGCAGUUUGCUGUCGCUUCUGGCGCCAACGUGAUCGUCACCUCAUCUUCUGACGAGAAGCUCAAGCUCGCUACUAAGCUCGGGGCACGUCACGUUGUUAACUACAAGACCACUCCUAAAUGGGAUGAGGAAGUGCUGAAGCUCACAAAUGGUAAAGGCGUAGACCACGUCAUUGAGACCGGUGGAUCUGGUACAGUCGAGAAGUCCGUUGGGGCUGUGAGCUAUGGUGGAUAUAUUCAUAUCAUCGGUGCUGUGUCUGGCGGAGAUGCUGCAAUCCCCAUCUUCCCUACAAUCUUCAAGGCUAUCAACUACCGCGGCAUCCAGAUCGGUUCAGUAGAGAAGUUCGAGGAAAUGAACCGCCUCAUUGAGGCACGGCAAAUUCACCCGGUAAUCGACAAGGUGUUCUCCUUUGAGAAUGCGCCCGACGCGUUCGCCCAUUUGGAGUCUCAGAAGCACGUAGGGAAGGUCGUGAUCAAGGUGGCUUAGGCAAGGAUCAGAGAACGUAAACGCGCCUUGACUCUGUUCUUGUUCUCGGCAGGUUUAUGCGCGUAAAAGGUCCCGGUCGUCGGGCGCUCGUACAGCGGUGUACAAGAUUUUGAGGUUGUUGUGGACUCGUCGUCAAUUUUCCAAGACUAUCAAAGCUUAAUCGGGGCUUUUAUCGUAACCAAACGCUGGUAUUCAGUAUUCAAUGGACAGGGCGCAGAUGGAGCGAAGACAUUAUUACCUACUUUGUAUUUAGGCCCUGGAGCUUCGGUACAAGAAUAACAAACCCUAUUUCAGUGUAUUGU